CGGAACAAUCGUUUAUAUAUUUGUCUUCACAAUUUCCUUGAAGUUUUGAGGAAAAGCUGCACAAUUUACACCAAACUUAUUAUAAGACCAAUCUCUUGAUUCAUAAUCAUCAAUGUAAGGAGGUUAUUUACAAAUUCUUGAGGAAAUAUGGACUCGUCAUUGUAGUUCUGUCUCGAUCCAAUCCAUUAGGUAUCAAUAAACCUCGAUGGGCUUCUUGAUAUGUACACCACCUGCCCAUCCAUAAUCGGUACCUGAAACGUUGCAGCCCGUACAUUUCAUGAAUCAUUACAUAAGUUUCUUAUGAAUCUUACCGUGUCUUCUCCGUCGCUCUCCUCGCGUUUUUUUUCUCCCGUCCAGAAAGACGGUGAACGGGGAGAACCAUUAGUUAGCUACGUGUUCAAAAAAUCAAAACUGAACCGAGUAAACCGGAUCAUACCGAACCGGGAGUAAACCGGGUAAUGGACGAUAAACCUUAUCCAUAUCUCCCACUCGAAACAGAACAGAGAGGAGAACACACACAAAAAAUCCGAUGCUUCUAUCUCUGUAAAAAUCUCGUGAGGAUUUCGCUUAUUGGUUCAUGUCUGAUCUGAUUCAAUGGCUUCUGUAACAUGUCUUUUCAACCUCUCUGCUCAUCCCAGAUCCUCUUGCAAGCUUGAUGGAAGCGUAGAAAGACGGAGAGAAUGGAACGGUCAAGUUCCCAAGUCUCUUACUUGCAGUAAGCGCUUAGAGAUAUGGCGUAUAGCGCCAUUACAAGCAACAAUGAAUAGUCCGAGAGGCUUUGGACCACCUCCUCCUAGGAAAACCAAGAAACCCAAAAAGUCAAAACCCGGAAACCAGAGUGACGAAGAAGACGACCAAGAGGAAGACGAUGAUGAAGAUGAGCGUGAGAGAGGUGUGAUUCCAGAGAUAGUAACCAACAGAAUGAUAAGCAGAAUGGGAUUCACCGUUGGUUUACCACUCUUCGUUGGUCUUUGUUUCUUCCCACUCUUUUACUAUCUGAAAGUGGGAUUGAAAAUCGAUGUGCCUACAUGGGUUCCGUUUAUUGUUUCCUUCGUCUUCUUCGGUACGGCGUUAGCUGGUGUGAGCUACGGGAUCGUGUCGUCGAGUUGGGAUCCGUCGAGAGAAGGUUCCUUGUUAGGUUGGAACGAAGCUAGGAAGAAUUGGCCUGUCUUUUGGCAGUCCUUUUGGAACUCCUCAAGCAAGAGAUAAGACAGAAAAACAAAAACAGCUUUGAUCAUUUCUUACAAGAAGAUACUUCAAGAGUACUUCUGUAGAUUUUCUAUAUAAUUUUCGUUAUGCAAUCUACGAUUCUGCCAA
Brassica napus (rape) is the source of this 1317-nucleotide messenger RNA. RefSeq names its product protein PAM68, chloroplastic. Lineage: Eukaryota; Viridiplantae; Streptophyta; Magnoliopsida; Brassicales; Brassicaceae. The coding region runs from base 595 to 1209 and encodes 204 amino acids. The transcript is spliced from 2 exons. The record is from RefSeq and is a predicted model, not a curated record.